Messenger RNA from Rosa chinensis, 1649 nucleotides. RefSeq names its product probable sugar phosphate/phosphate translocator At5g25400. Lineage: Eukaryota; Viridiplantae; Streptophyta; Magnoliopsida; Rosales; Rosaceae. Gene Ontology annotation, cellular component: endosome; trans-Golgi network; Golgi apparatus. The record is from RefSeq and is a predicted model, not a curated record. Gene Ontology annotation, molecular function: antiporter activity. The transcript has a single exon. Bases 197 to 1231 code for a protein of 344 amino acids.
CACUUCCCCCAUUUUCCCCAUAAAUAAAAAAACCUCCCCCUCCUCUUCUCUCUCCCUUCACUACAAUCCAGCUCUCACUCCCAACUCAACCCCUGAUUCCUUCUUCCAUCACAGUUUCUAUCUGACCCCUUCUUCCUCCUCCUCCUCCACCUCCACCCUUUUCUCAGCUUAACCCUCCACCUCCAUUUCCCAGAAAAUGGGCAAAGGUGGCUCUCUCAGCGAAGGCGUCAUCAAGAAGAUCCUCCUCUCCUACACCUACGUCGCCAUAUGGAUCUUCCUCAGCUUCACCGUCAUCGUCUACAACAAGUACAUCCUCGACAAGAAGAUGUACAACUGGCCCUUCCCUAUCUCCCUCACCAUGAUCCACAUGUCCUUCUGCGCCGGCCUCGCCUUCCUCCUCGUCCGCGUCUUCAAGUUAGUCGAGCCCAUCACCAUGACCCGAGAAGUCUACCUCUCCUCCGUCGUCCCCAUCGGAGCCCUCUACUCCCUCUCCCUCUGGCUCUCUAACUCCGCUUACAUCUAUCUCUCUGUCUCCUUCAUCCAAAUGCUCAAGGCUCUCAUGCCUGUGGCCGUCUACUCCAUCGGGGUGUCGUUUAAGAAGGAGACGUUUAAGACUGACACGAUGGUCAACAUGCUCUCGAUCUCCGUCGGCGUGGCCAUUGCGGCUUAUGGGGAGGCCAGAUUCGACACCUGGGGUGUGAUUCUGCAACUGGGCGCGGUUGUUUUCGAGGCCACGAGGCUUGUGUUGAUCCAAAUCUUGUUGACAUCUAAAGGGAUCACCUUGAAUCCCAUUACCUCUUUGUACUAUGUGGCUCCUUGUUGCUUGGCCUUUCUGUUGGUGCCUUGGAUCUAUGUGGAGUACCCAACACUGAGGGACACCUCGAGUUUCCAUUUCGAUUACGUGAUUUUCGGGACCAAUUCCUUCUGUGCGUUCGCGUUGAAUCUUGCUGUGUUCUUGCUCGUGGGGAAGACCUCGGCUUUGACGAUGAAUGUGGCGGGUGUGGUGAAAGAUUGGCUCUUGAUUGCCUUCUCUUGGUCUGUCAUCAAGGACACUGUGACCCCAAUCAAUCUGGUGGGUUAUGGCCUUGCGUUUUUGGGGGUUGCGUAUUACAAUCACUCGAAAUUGCAGGCUCUCAAGGCCAAGGAGGCGCAGAAGAAGGUGCCUCCGGCGGAUGAGGAGGCGAAUAAUAGGCUGCUGGAGGCUGAAGGUCAAGGACGGGAAGAAAAGUGAGUCCCAGAAUUGAUUUGCAAUGUUCCUAAUUGACUUAGGAACAAAUUUGAGCUAGAUUAUGAUAAUAAGAGCAUUGUUGGGUUAGAAGGUGGAAGAGCAUAAAACGGGUUCGAAUUGGGGGGCCAAAGGAACUUUGCCAGGUUCGGUUUUCUUUUGCUUCUUGAAAUGAAGAAUUCGGGUUUUGGUAUGUUCUAGAUUUCGGUUUUUGUUAUGCUAGCUGUGGUUGUUCUUCUUUUUAGUACUUCCAUUUUAGUAUUGUUGCGCAUUUGAGAUUCACAACUAUUGCUUAUAGUGCCAAUAUGUAUGUUUAGUAAAGGAAGAAUCUCAGAUGCCUUAUUUUUUUGUUCCUCUUUUCAUUUAUGUCCGUGGAGGAACUCCUGGUUACGAAGCUUUAAUACUUAUUUAUUCAUAUUCAUUA